Messenger RNA from Cornus florida, 1275 nucleotides. RefSeq lists its product as uncharacterized. NCBI's taxonomy places the organism in Eukaryota, Viridiplantae, Streptophyta, Magnoliopsida, Cornales, Cornaceae. The coding region runs from base 1 to 1275 and encodes 424 amino acids. Gene Ontology annotation, molecular function: nucleic acid binding; RNA-DNA hybrid ribonuclease activity. The record is from RefSeq and is a predicted model, not a curated record. The transcript has a single exon.
AUGAAGGAAAAGUCCGAGUUUAGAUGGAGCGACGAACACCAGCAGGCUCUCGACUGUCUCAGGAAACUGCUCUCAUCGCCAACCACCAUGAUAGCUCCUCGGACAGGGAUUCCCCUCAAACUCUAUAUUACCUCGACAGAGCGCUCUAUUGGGGCGCUCCUCGCUCAGGAAAAGGACGGUCAAGAGCGCCCCGUGUAUUACAUCAGCCGAGUCGUGCAAGGUGUCGAGGCACGCUAUUCUCCGAUAGAACGCCAUUGCCUCUCCCUCGCCUUUGCAGCCAAGAAAUUCCGCCAUUAUUUCUUAGCCUAUACCAUUCAUCUCAUCACCAAGUGUGACCCGUUGAGAUAUCUGCUCUCGUGUCCAAUCAUUUCGAGGCGAAUGGCACGAUGGCUCUUAAUGUUAGCCGAGUUCGAUAUCCAUUGUCUAGCACCACGGGCCAUCCUAAGUCAAGCCUUGGCAGAUCUGAUAGCCCAAUUCCCCUUUGAAAAUUUCGAGCCGGUGCAGGAUGAUCUUCCCCUCGAUGAAUUCGAGUCGAUUUGUUGCGUGGAUGAGAACAUGAUCUGGACUCUGUCAUUUGAUGGAUCAUCAACCUCUAUAGGAGGGGGCGCAGGAGUAGUGUUAACCCCUGAAGAGGGGAAAGCCCGAAAUUUUUCAUACAAGCUCACCUUUGGAUGUUCUAAUAACACAGCAGAGUAUGAAGCUUUGGUACUGGGUCUUCUGGCGGCCUGGGAAGCUAAAAUCAAGCAGUUGCACGUGCAAGGGGAUUCAAACUUGGUGGUAAAACAACUAGAUGGCUCUUAUGCUAUCAAAGAGCCAGCUUUGGCAGCAUACAGAACUAUUAUCCAGAAGCUCAGUGGUCACUUUAGUGAGCUCCAAAUAACCCAUGCACCGAGGGAUGCUAACCGGCAUCCGGACGCCCUGGCCACUCUGGCAUCCAAGGUCGAGAUUACAGGAGAAUCAGUAGACAUCCGUAUUCACAGGAAGAAUGAGUCAUGUCUACACAACAUAAAGUGCACGGGCAAUGAAGACAAGGAAGACUGGCAAGCUCACUAUGAAUCGCAGCUGAAGUGCGGCACGGGCGAGGUUCCUUUGUCGGAACUAAAAAAUUUUGCGCUGUAUUUUGGAGUGUUGUACUUUAGAGCGCCUGGCGGAACCUUGGCAAGAUGCAUCGGAGAAGAAGAGGCAGGAAAAGUAUUGGAUGAAAUUCAUAGGCACACCUGCGGCGACAAUUCCUUAAGUCUGUACCGAAGAAUACAAGGGCAAGGGUAUUACUGA